AUGCCUCGAAGCUCUUCCUCUGGGCUGUUGCCAAGGCGCUCCUCGAACUUUCUGAAACGCAGCCACGAUGAGCUAUCGACUUCACCACCUAGCCCCGAGCCUCCCACAAAGCGACCGAGAAGAAGUAGACGCAAUGUUGUUGAUGAUCAAGUCUACCUAGAAGCAGGAAAGCGCGCGGUUUGGUUACUUGACCCCUUCGUACACCCUUACAUUGCAUUCAAACAAGGGAUGAUGUUGGAUAACGGCGUGACUAGUCCACACACCAAUAAACCGCUGUGUCUCAAGUUAUUAUCAAGGACGCCCGAUGCCCUCAAACGCCAUUUGGCUGUGUACGAAGGCAUCUUGGGUUUCAUUCCUGGACUUCGCGACCGCCUUGAAUGCUUAGAGAAAUCGGGCGAGCUAAAGCGUAUCUGUGGCUUGAUUUGGACUGGCACCUGCUCAGGGAGAUCUCAAGACUUUGGUUCCGUUAAGUAUGUCGGCCUCAGCUACAUUACGACCACUAUAAAUGCCCCUAUCAUUCCUCCUUUUGGAGGAGGAGGAAUGAAGUCAAAGUCGGAUCGCGGCUUCAACCAUCCCCUUACCGCUCGCUUACUGUGUCCUCGGAGCGAACGGGAUAGAUAUGACGCCAAUCCUGAACAAAAAAUUCCUGCGACACAUGAGCGAAUGCCCUCAUUUCUGUAUCCAGAGCACAUCUACGAUCCAGAUAAUAAAAGGGCUGGGCUCUUUCGAAGUGAAAUUCUCAUUCGGUUCUACCGUCACCUUUUUGUUGGACCGAAAGCAGCUGCAACUGGAGCUUUUGUGGGGUCGCAAGCGAAACCUGCAAAGAACAUCGCAUAUGGGCUGACUAAUGUCAGCCAUCGAAGUAUUGCUUGGGUAGCCGUUGUGAUAUACUAUACCCUGAGUACGGCCGAAAUGUGGACAGAUGGAGUUAUGGGCGCUUUCAAUUUAGACACGUUUUUUGGCCUGAUCAUAUCGCUCUUUGAGAACGAAGGUGAUCCAUGGGUUCGCGAGACCAUGGAAUGGUGGAAUGAGCAAAUAUUCGGCUCAAGAUAUUCGUUUGUACCGGGCCAAGACAGCCCUGAGGCCGUACCGUCAGAUUUCCGUGAUAUCAAAGCGACUACAGCUCCUCGACGAGAUGUAGACACCGUCCUGGCCGUCGAGAGGGAUGAUUCUAUUCCUAUAGUUGAUUGGUCCGUCAAUGGGACAGCAGGGAAUAUUCCUCUAUCUACCCAUUCGCCUCGUCCUCUUGCGGCAGCUUCGCCAGACCCCUCAGCAAAUGAUCUGACCGACGUUCCUGACACCAUCGAUUGUAGCGCCAGCACCUGCCUCAGAGCUGUUUCUACUGCUGCCGAGUGCAGCGAGCCCAUGCCCACCUUGACGGGACCGUCGCGUGUUUUUAAACUCAAGCCAUCUCACAGUGGUAGCGAUUCCGGCGAUUCUGUUGACUCGUGA
This is a messenger RNA of Coniophora puteana RWD-64-598 SS2, 1452 nucleotides long. RefSeq lists its product as uncharacterized. The transcript is spliced from 8 exons. The record is from RefSeq and is a predicted model, not a curated record. Bases 1 to 1452 code for a protein of 483 amino acids. NCBI's taxonomy places the organism in Eukaryota, Fungi, Basidiomycota, Agaricomycetes, Boletales, Coniophoraceae.